Molecule: messenger RNA, 1800 nt
Organism: Rhizoctonia solani
Lineage: Eukaryota; Fungi; Basidiomycota; Agaricomycetes; Cantharellales; Ceratobasidiaceae
Product: Multicopper oxidase
Exons: 15
Coding region: 1-1800 (599 amino acids)
Molecular function (GO): oxidoreductase activity; copper ion binding
Source: RefSeq, a predicted model, not a curated record
AUGCAGCUUCGAUCCAUUCCUCUCCUCAUCGCAGGAGCUCUGCUUCCUGUGACUCACGCUGCCCUUCGCCAGCAUACUCUCGAGCUCACCUAUAGCACAAACAACGCCGAUGGCACCAUCCGCGAGUCCUGGCUCAUCAACGGCCAGACUCCGGGUCCUCAUCUGGUCUGGGACGAGGGCGACGACAUCUCCGUCAAGGUCAUCAACAAAGGUCAUGAGCCUGUCACCAUGCACUGGCACGGUAUUGAGCAAGUUGGCUCUCUGUGGUCCGAUGGAGUUCCAGGACUCACCCAGUGGCCGAUCCCGGUCCAGGGCGACUUUGUCUACAACUUUACCGUCAAGCAAGCUGGCUUCCACUGGUACCACUCUCACUACAAAAUGCAACUCGACGACGGUCUCAAAGGCACGAUCUACAUUCGCCCGAGACCCAACAAGCCCAAGCCUUUCAGCCAGAUCUCGACUAAUGCGGCUGUGCUCGAGAAGCUCAAGCAGGCCGAGAACAACGCCCUUCUGCUCAACGUAUACGACUACAAGCACUACACCUCGGAACACUGGAUGGCAGAGUGGGAGCGCACGGACAUCGAGCAGCUCUGCAUCGACAACCUUCUGACCAACGGAAAGGGACCUGUGAUAUGCCCGGACAUGAACGAGCUCAACGCCGUCGCCAAUGCUCAGCAGAAGCCGCUGACCAAGAAAGGAUGCAUGCAACCCAGCAGCAAGCUGAUGUACCCGUACCCUGGAUCCAAGCCUGACAUAGUCGAGCCUGCGAUGUGGACAGAGUGCACAAACUCGAACACAACCUUCGAGGUGUUCUCUGCCAAGCAGUCCGACGGAUGGGUCGCCUUCAACCUUCUUAACAGCGGUGCGCUGUGGGACUUACGUGUCUCCAUCGACUCCCACAAGCUCUACUUCUUCGCUGCUGACGGUCACUACACCAAGAUCCAGACAGCAACAUCCCUCCUCAUCCCUGUCGGCGAGCGCUACCAGUUCUUCGUCAAGCUCGACCAGACCCCCGGCGACUACCGCAUCCGCGCUGCUGCUGUCGUUCUUCCUCAGCUCAUCACAGGCUUCUCCAUCCUUCGCUACUCUGACAAGACCGGCACUGGGCUUGUGCAGGCAAAGACUCUGCCCCCGGCCAAGAAGCCUUGGAUCGACUAUGCUGGCAACCUCAUCAACGGCGGAACUGACCUUGUCAUGGCCAACCUCGCUCCGUUCCCUGACUUACCACCUCCUCAAGGCAACGCUGAUGUCACCAUCCCGCUGAACGUCACCCGCACCGGCGAGUUCGGAUGGGUGCUCAACGGCAAGUCGUGGGUGCCGCCUCCGGACAACUUCACCCCUCUGCUGUUCCAGCCCAGCCAGUUUGCAUCGCUCGACAAGUACACAUACUUCUCGUACAAGAACGGAUCGGUCGUCGACCUGAUCUUCACCGUCACUGCCGGCAACCCUGCGAUACACCCUCCUCACCCGAUGCACAAGCACGGUGUCAAGGCGUGGCUGCUCGGCUCGGGUGACGGUGUGUUCCCUUAUGCGAGCAUCAAGGCCGCUGUGGAUGCAGGAUACAAGGGUAUCAACAUGAAGAACCCGCCGUACAGGGAUGACUUUGUUACUCCCGUCGCAAUCACUGGACAGUCGUGGGUCGCUGUCCGUUUCCGUGCUGUUGACCCUGGUCCAAUUGCGCUGCACUGCCAUAUCGAUGCUCACUUGGCUACGGGAAUGGUCAUUGUUCUGCUGGAGGGACCUGAGAAGCUUACGAGCAACUAUGUUCCAAGCUACUACCUGACAAAGAACAAGCCUUGA